Messenger RNA from Quercus robur (English oak), 2488 nucleotides. RefSeq names its product heterogeneous nuclear ribonucleoprotein 1-like. Gene Ontology annotation, molecular function: RNA binding. Bases 422 to 1858 code for a protein of 478 amino acids. NCBI's taxonomy places the organism in Eukaryota, Viridiplantae, Streptophyta, Magnoliopsida, Fagales, Fagaceae. The transcript has 5 exons. The record is from RefSeq and is a predicted model, not a curated record.
GCUCCUCCAAAUAUUCUUACACCAGAGGAUUUUGCCAGUCUCUCUCUCUUUCUUUCUUUCUCUCUCUCUCUCUAUUUAUAAAUUGUCUCUCACCCAUCUUCAGCAGCAAAUUCCAUUUCUUUUGAUUUAAUUAAGGGAAGUGGAAUAACCAACAAAAAAGAUAAAAAAGAAAGAGAGAGACACAGAGAGAGAGAACCAUAGAGGAUGAGCACAUCCUCUGUUUCCAUUACCAUUAUUCCUCAUCCUAGAUCUUAGUUUUCUCUCAUUUCAUCAUCUGGGUCCUCCUCAUAUGGAUUCUUGGGUCAUGUUCUGAUUGGUGGAACAAAGAUCCGAUGGUUCUAAAUCGAAUUUGAUCAAUACCCACUUUGUGUUUUGAUCAGAGCACCAAUCGGGUUCUGUCUGAAUUUUCAUUGAAGAAGAGAUGGAAUCAGAUCUUGGAAAGCUCUUCAUUGGUGGGAUUUCUUGGGACACAGAUGAAGAAAGACUUAAGGACUAUUUUAGGAAAUAUGGGGAGGUGGUGGAAGCAGUGAUCAUGAGAGAUCGUGCCACUGGUCGUGCUCGUGGCUUUGGUUUCGUUGUGUUUGCAGAUCCUGCUGUUGCAGAAAGAGUCAUCAUGGACAAGCACAUAAUUGAUGGCCGCACAGUUGAGGCAAAGAAGGCUGUACCUAAGGAUGAUCAGCACAUUUUAAAUAGAACCCCUGGUAGUGUUCAUGGUUCUCCAGGCCCUGGACGUACCAAAAAGAUUUUUGUGGGAGGUUUAGCAUCCACAGUCACUGAGAGCGACUUUAAGAAAUACUUCGAUCAGUUUGGUACAAUUACCGAUGUUGUAGUGAUGUAUGAUCACAACACCCAAAGGCCAAGAGGCUUUGGCUUCAUCACCUAUGAUUCUGAGGAUGCAGUGGAUAGAGUGCUCCUCAAACAGUUUCAUGAAUUGAAUGGUAAAAUGGUUGAGGUCAAGAGGGCAGUCCCAAAAGAACUAUCCCCAGGUUCCAGUCGGAGCCCUAUUGUAGGAUAUAACUAUAAUUUGAGUAGGGCCAAUAGCUUCCUUAACAAUUAUGUUCAGGGUUAUAAUAUGAGCCCAGUUGGAGGUUAUGGAGUCAGGAUGGAUGGUAGGUUUAAUCAGGUUGCUAGUGGUCGUAGUGGGUUUUCCCCAUUUGGUACAACUGGUUAUGGAAUGAGUCUGAAUUUGGAGCCAGGGUUGAGCCCAAGCUAUGGUGGCAAUUCCAACUUUGGCAAUAGUCUUGGCUAUGCACGGAUGCUGAGUCCUUAUUAUAGUGGAAAUUCAAACAGGUAUAGCACUCCUAUUGGGUAUAGUGGGGGUAAUGGAAGAAAUGAUUCUCUACUAAGCUCCACCACUCGAAAUGUCUGGGGAAAUGGGGGCCUUAACAAUGCUGUGAACUCUUCAAGCCCUGGUGCUUACUUGAACUCUGGAAGUGGGGGUUUUGGAGUUUUUGGAAAUAGUAGUGCGAAUUGGGGCCCUUCUCCUGGUUCAACUCAAGGUGGAGGGAGUCCUCCUGGUUAUACUAGUGGGAAUAUUGGUUAUGGCAGUGGAGACAACAGCUUUGGGUUGGGAGCUGGGGGAGGGUAUGGAAGAAACAGUGGCACAGGUUUAGCCCAAUCUUCAUCAUUCGCUGCAUCAAGUGGAAGCUAUGAGGGAUCCUAUGGUGACUUGUAUCGUAGUGGUUCUGUUUAUGGCGAUUCAACUUGGCGAUCUACUACUCCUGAGCUAGAUGGUUCUGGCUCAUUUGGUUAUGCGCUUGGCAAUAUGUCUUCAGAUGUCACAGCCAAAAGUUCUGAGGGCUAUAUUGGAAGUUACAACGUUACAAGUAGACAAGCAAAUAGAGGAAUUGCUACAUAGGAGAUUUGUUAUUUGGACAGCACAUGGUAAUGUUAGGUGAAGAACAGCUGAAGGAUUGUGAAUUUCAUACAUCUUCCUUAUUAAGAUAUUUCUGCUUACAAGGAAGUUGAUCAUAUAGUGCUAACGGAGUUCCUUGAUUUGAUGUAUACAUAUUCAGAGAGAAAGCAGUUUACAAGGUAUUUUGUGUAAGGUUUGGGAUUUCUUUUUUCUUUCUUCAGAACAUAGGUUCCUUUCUUGGAAUUUGGUUGAGCUGUAAAAUCAGAUUGCGGGAUAUAUACUCAGGAAGAGUGGUUCCAAUUAAUGUAUCGUGCAUCUCUGGUGAGGAGCGCCAGCGGUAGUAGUAUGUUAAAAAAAAAAAAAAAAUAGAGUAUUAAUUUUUUGAAUUUUUUUCAAUGCUGUAAUGUCUGGCAAAGUUGCCAGCUCUUGUCCUUAUAUUUCUUCCUCUGUUCGGAUUUGAUUCUCUCAGUUUGUACGUGAGGUUCAGUUUGAUUUACUAGUGUGAAACAUUAGAGGGAUACCCUUCUAGGUUCCCCAUCAAAUAAGCUACUGAAUAUUUUGAUUUAUUUUUUAAUUGAACAUUUACACAGAAGUUCACACUUAUUUCUGAAUGAAAUGAAUGUUUGAUCACAA